Messenger RNA from Sphaeramia orbicularis (orbiculate cardinalfish), 2854 nucleotides. It is a transcript of the gene gtpbp3, whose product is annotated as GTP binding protein 3, mitochondrial. Lineage: Eukaryota; Metazoa; Chordata; Actinopteri; Kurtiformes; Apogonidae. Gene Ontology annotation, cellular component: cytoplasm; mitochondrion. Gene Ontology annotation, biological process: tRNA wobble uridine modification; tRNA methylation. The coding region runs from base 246 to 1784 and encodes 512 amino acids. Gene Ontology annotation, molecular function: GTP binding; GTPase activity; protein binding. The transcript has 11 exons. The record is from RefSeq and is a predicted model, not a curated record.
UUCAUGUGGUAAAUGUAAAUAUUGGAGGUUCUGGAUCAGUACAGUUAAAGAAUAUUCACGAAUAUUAAACAGUAAAAUCUUCUGCUUACAGUUAUUUUAUCCGCUACAUAACAUCCGUGGAUUAUCUGCCGUUGUUUUCCGUGUGAAUUUCAGUGAAUACGCGAAGGACAGAGAGGUUUACAAUGUCAGAGAGUAAAAUCUGUCUCAUUUAUUGACAGAGUUUUAUUAAGUUGUAGCUAACUGUCAUGUUACCAUCCAUCCGUCGGGGGAUAUGGAGAGCUGCUGCACACACAUUAAACAUCAGACUGACUCCACCUCACAGACGCCUCUGCACCGGUGAUGGAGGUCCAGCUGGACUGGCUGAUGCCCAGACCGUCUUUGCGUUGUCGUCUGGUUACGGCAGGUGUGGGGUCGCCGUUAUACGGGUCAGUGGUCCGGCCUCGAUGACAGCCCUGAGGUCUAUGGCCGGACUCAAACACAGGCUGCCCCCCCCACGCACUGCCCUGUUACGCAGCAUCACAGACCCCCGAACGGAAGAAGUCCUGGACCGGGGUCUGGUUCUCUGGUUCCCAGGUCCACACAGUUUUACAGGAGAGGACAGUGCGGAGUUCCACGUCCACGGCGGUCCGGCCGUUAUCGCUGCCGUCCUACAGGCUCUAGGAAGCGUGCCUGGCAUGAGGCCUGCUGAGGCUGGAGAGUUCACCAGGAGGGCCUUUCAAGCAGGGAAACUUGGCUUAACAGAGGUGGAGGGUCUCGGCGAUCUGAUCCACGCCGAGACCGAGGCCCAGAGGAGGCAGGCGCUGCGGCAGAUGUCAGGAGAACUGGGACGCCUUUACCAGGACUGGAGCCGCAAACUGAAACGGUGCCUGGCCCACGUCGAGGCCUUCAUAGACUUCAGUGAGGAUGAGCUCAUCGAGGACGGGGUCUUAAACCAGGUGGACACAUCUGUCUUGAAUCUCCAAACCGAGAUCGAGCGACACCUCAAAGAUGAGCGGAGGGGUGAGCGUCUUCGCAGCGGCGUCCAGGUGGUCAUCGCCGGAGCCACCAACGCAGGGAAAAGCAGCCUCCUGAACACACUGUGCCAGAGACCUGCAGCCAUCGUGUCUCCAAUCGCCGGGACAACCAGGGAUGUUGUGGAGACGGCCUUAGACGUCGGCGGCUUCCCCAUCCUCUUGAGCGACACGGCCGGACUCAGAGACAGUCCAGACCUGGUGGAGAGGGAGGGGGUCCGCCGGGCCCGGGAGAGGGUGGAACAGGCGGAUCUGACUCUGGUGGUCGUGGACGGUUCUCAUCUUCCUCCUGAUGAUGGAGAGGCUGCAGUCUUCCUCCAGGACCACCUCAGUGGGGUCCUUCCCACUCAGGACCAGUCACACACAGACAGAUGUCUUCUGGUUCUGAAUAAAGUCGACCUGCUGACGGAGGAGACCAAGCAGAAGCUGGAGGCAGAUCUGAGUCGGGUCCCUGGACUCCCCCCACUCUGUUUCAUCUCCUGCCACACGAAUGAAGGACUUCAGCACUUCCUCACUGAGCUGCACAACAGAGUCAAGACGCUGUGUGGUGACCCUCUGUCCGGCGCCCCCACCCUGACCCAGGCCCGCCACAGGGCCCACCUGCAGCAGUGCGUGGCGGCCCUGGCUCAGUAUCAGCGAUACCGUGACGCAGACCUGGCUCUGGCGGCCGAGGGCGUCCGGCUGGCGCUCACCGGCCUGGGCAGGAUCACCGGACGGGUCGGAGCAGAAGAGAUCCUGGAUAUCAUCUUCAAAGACUUCUGCAUCGGGAAAUAGUGAGACGAGCAGCGGCCCAAACAUGAAAAUACAGCAGUAAUAAUAGUACCCGGCUCAGAGAGGAAGGCUGCGGUCCCAGAGUAUCAGUAAAGAAAAACAGACAAAAAGCCCCGGCGGCGUGCCAGGCUUCGAGGCACAGCAAGAGUGAAAAGAAUUGAAAUCCUCCCAAGACGCACAAAUGUUUGUUUUCUGUUGGCGCUUUUUAACCGACUGAAAUAGUUUAGCGUGAUGACAGGUGCCUCAGAGGCCUCGUACGCUGGACAAGUGUUCACAGAGUUGAACUGUACUUUAAAAAUAGUCAUCAAAAGCCUUUGAUUGGUGGAUAUGAGACUCUGGGGGUCAGACAUUCACAGCCAGAUGAAGAUUUAUGUUUCAGAAUAAGGCCAGCUGCAGACAUCUGCAAGGCCACAAACACACUGUGUUUACGCAGACGGCAGUUACAUGGACAGACACCUGGAGGGAUGGAAAUAGCAUCAGCCUUUCAUUUGUCUGUAAGUCAGUAAGAUGUUUCCAGAAUAAAAUAAAAGUAGUGACAUUUUUACCAUGUGUGAGUCACUGAUAAUGAAAAAUCCAGUCCUAAAUGCUGGUUGGCUGAAGUUUCCAAGAUACAGUCUGGGGUCAAAAUGUGAAAUUUGAGAAUAAUGACAAAAUGGGUUUUUAUUCUAAGGAAUAUUAGUGUCAGAGCUACCAGAUCUACUUCAAAACACUGUCUGCACAUGACAAGACAUUGACUUUACAGGUUCUAAAUAGUGGAACAUUUAUAAAUCUAUUAUAAAAAUGUACAGAAAUCUGUAUAUAUGUGUAAUAAUAUUUUAUCAUGUAGCUUGAAAACAUCAGCAAACCAGCAUUUUUGUCAUUUGUUUUCCUAUUAAAAUACGUAACAUUUCAUACAUUUACUCUCUGAGGCAGACAAGUUCUUAAAAAAACCAAACUUGUAGACCAGUGUUAUCAGACAGUGUGGUCUGUACCUCACACUGCUGCUGUUUAUGCCAAAAAUAAAUCUGAUUUAUUUCAUGAACCUGUGUUUUCAUAUGAGUGGUUUGUUUUUGCUUGUGGUCACAUUAGGUUUG